Raphanus sativus (radish) is the source of this 1020-nucleotide messenger RNA. RefSeq lists its product as uncharacterized. Gene Ontology annotation, molecular function: protein binding. NCBI's taxonomy places the organism in Eukaryota, Viridiplantae, Streptophyta, Magnoliopsida, Brassicales, Brassicaceae. The record is from RefSeq and is a predicted model, not a curated record. The transcript is spliced from 3 exons. The coding region runs from base 69 to 800 and encodes 243 amino acids.
AGAUUCGUUAAAUGGAUAUAAUCUCACACACUCUCGGGAAGAAGAUAUAAUCGAAGACAAGCUUCGUGAUGAAAUCUCUUUUAAUGAGAACCGGUUCGAUGCCGGUUCAAAACCGGUUUAUCCCGUCGACAAUCUCCCGUCACAACUCGGUCGAAUCGCUAUCCACCCACGGCGAUAACAAACUCUCCGUCGGCAGGAUCUCGAUCGACGCCAAGUCCAGGGCGGGGAUGCGGAGGGUGCUAUCGGAAAGCGACGUGAUUCGAUCGGAGAGGAGGACGUCGAAGAGCGUCGGAUCAAAGCCUUCGCCGGCGAGAAUCCCGGAGGACGACGAGACGGAAGAGGAGGAGGAGGAUGGAUUCUCCGGUGGCGGUGGAUCUGGUUUUAGCGGCGGUAGAGGAGAAGACGGAGGAGGCGGUUACGACGGUAGGAGGAGGAUCGGUGAUUACUAUCGGGAGAUGUUGAAGUCGGAUCCGAACAACUCGCUUCUUCUGAUGAACUACGGCAAGUUUCUGUACGAGGUGGAGAGAGAUUUAGAGAGAGCAGAGGAAUAUUACGGGAGAGCUAUACUUGCGAAUCCAGGUGAUGGUGAAGCUUUGUCGAUGUAUGGGAAGCUGAUAUGGGAGACGAAGAGAGAUGAGAAGAGAGCUCAAUGUUACUUUGAUCAAGCUGUUAAUGCUGCUCCUGAUGAUUGUAUGGUUUUGGGAUCAUACGCUCAUUUCAUGUGGGAGGCAGAGGAUGAUGAUGAUGAAGAAGAGGUGAUGAUGGUUGGUGCAUCACCAGCUAUGGUUUCUGCGGUUUAGAAACGGCCUAAAGAGUUGUUAACAGGAAGAAGAAGAGGAGCAAUGGAGAGACUGUGACUUUUAUGUAUUUUGAUGAAUUUUCUAACUCUUUUGUUUUACUUGCCAUGUAAUAGUAAUCUGAAGAGCAAUAAACAUAUAUAUAUAUAUAUAUAUGUGACAGAAAACGAAUGUAAUGAUAUGAUAUGUAAGAGGUAAUAAAAAAAGGCUUUUGUAAUUAAAA